AUGAAUCAGGAGCAAAGUACGAGGGAGUCAUUUGGGGGUAGCUCUCGGGAUGAAGAGCGAGGCAACAGAAGCCAACGACGAACGGCCAGUUCCAGUGGAUUUCUUGUCGAUUCGUUCCUACCACGGUCAAGAAGCCUUCGAACAAGCGCUCAUCAUUCUCGUCGUUCAGAAACGGAUCAUCGGGGAAAGCUAGGAACGCCAGAAACCGAGAGUGCCCCGAAGAAACGAUCGCGAUUCCGAUGGAGUCGCCAACGAGAGUCUACAAAGGAGUCGGAUGCUGUCAGUCAGGAUACCAUAAACAAUACGGAGGCUAGAAGUCCUACUCAUUUACCUGAAGCUCCUGCGAUUUCGCAAUCGCAAGGUGACAGUGCAGUCCACCAUACUGGGAGUCGUGCGGAGAGCCGUGAUGACCCGGCCGCCUUAGGCCUUGAUAAAGACUCUUUGCAGAUCGUCAACCUCGCUCUCAACCUAAGCGAAUCGAGAAGAAAGGGUAAUAUUGGAUAUAAUACGUCAAGUCAAGUUUCUGGGGGGUCAUGGGCACCGCCGGGGGACGGUCGUGCCUCCGCAGCAGGGAGCAUUCCGAGUCAUGGCUCAUAUCCAGGACUUAGCACCAAUCAGUCCUUGGUAGAUGACCGCGUGAAGUUUGCUAGGUCUCCGAUAUCUAUGAUUACGAAUGAUGUGUUGAAUACGCUUCCCAAAUCCGCGAUAGUCGAACCCACGCCGCAGGGGGUUUCAGGAGGAACCUUGACGCGAGCUGCGAAUGCUCGUCGAUAUUUUGAGUUACGCCAUGAAUACCUACGCCUUCUUCCGUCUCUUCCGCCUCUCAAACCGCACGGUAGUAACACCACGACCGAUAUAGAACAAGAGCCAUCCCAUUCGCAUCGUGUUUACAACCCGCUUCAGGCAAUCCGCAAUCGCAAAGUCAGGUUCCGUGAACGCUGCCCCAUCGACCCUGAAGCAGAGGGAUGGGAUGAUGUGGACAAAGUUCAUAGUUGGGUGAAUUCGAUAGAGGCUGGGUACAGUCGCCAGGCGCGAAAUCCCCUUGAAUGCCUUAAGCUCCCGCCCUUUAAAGGAAAAAGUCAAGAAGGGCCUUUGGGUCAUAGCAUUGAUGAUGUCGAUGCUUCUGCUGUGUCCCCACCUUCCAGCUUACGCCGUAUCAGCCGUACAGGCAGUCUCAAAUCCCGCAGGCCCAGGUCUGACUGGCUGAUAUUCCCUGACGAACUACUUGCCGACGCCGCCUGGGUCGAAAAAGCGGAGAACAAAAGCAAGCUAACGGAUAGAGAUGGAAACAUACUCUAUCCUAACUCGUCUUCUUUUGUCUUUAAUGACGCCCAUGAAGAGCAAGUGCCGAAAAGUUCUGCUAGUACUGGGCGGCCCUCGUCCCAUGCCUCUCAUUCCGAUGCGCGCCAAAGCUUGUCUUUUGACCUCAAGGAACUCGGCCGCGGAAGACAAGCGCAUAGGUUUAGAACCCCUCGGCGGAGCAGCAGUGCCUCUGAAGAGGAUCUAGGCUCCAAAAGGCGCAAAUUCAGAAUCCGGUCACGUAGCUCCUCAAGCUCUAGCGCAGACGAGGCACCACAUCGUGGUUCUCUAUUGAGCAGUAUGAAAUCGCCCAGAAGAUCGGUGUCGCCUCUGAGACGGAAAGGAUUGAUCUGGAAUGAGAAGAGGGGAUCCGUGUCGUCCGUUCCGAGCGCAGACGAUCCUCUAUCUUCGGCAAGGGUGGCAGGCCACGGCACUAACGCAGGCAUGGAUAUUUGCUUUUUCCCUAGCAUCGCCUCCAACCUAUCUCCCCCAUCAAGUCGUUCUUCGUCGCCUGCUAAGCGGGGCUUCACGCGCGCGGUUGGACAUCGGAGGGCUCACAGCCGCAGUAGCCAUCAUAGAAAAGGCGUCGAGGAUGAUAGCUCUGUUGACUUUGAAGCCAUUCGCAAAGACAGCGUACCCUUUACAGAUGCUUCUCAACUUGAUGAUGAGCCACCCCUUCCUGUCAAAGCUUCGACGUAUCAUGCGGACACUCGAAGGUCGACCCCUCAUGAACGAAAGGACUCCGUUCCGCAUGAGUCGAAAUUGCGCGGGAUUUUCAAAGGGCCUGGAAAGAUUGCGGGUAAAGUCGGCAACGAGGUCUCAAAAAUGGGAGACUUCAUCUUGAAAAAGGAUAAUGGAGGGCAUUCACGCCAGUCAUCGUUGGCAAUAUCUGACAGCAGUGAGUCUGAAGAUGAGGAAGCGAAGAGUGAGAAAUUGGCACUUCCUAGGGCUAUUUUACGCCGGUUGCCUAACUUUUCUGAUGACCUUGGUCGGUCAACUCCAAGAAACUCGGAUAAGUCUCUCGCGAAGAAUCAGUCGCAGACGCCACCCACUAUUGUUGAGCCUCGACAGCAGCGCGAGGAGAAUGAGCUCGGAGUAGUUGCGACCCCUCACGGUCGGCUUUUAGACCUGCAGGGUGAUGCAAGCAAUUCCACCAGCGAUCAUCAAAGCAAGUUGUCUGGCCAUUUCAUGAAACGCGGACCUCGAACUUUACAAUUUGGACCCGAAAUCCACACCGUGCGGGAUGAGAUCCGGAAAGGUCGAAUCAAGGAUGACUCGGUCCCGUUUAGCAUAGCUCGCCCUCCCGUGACCGGCCUCGCUGGGGCUGAACCAACUCGAAUACCGUCCUCGCACAGCGUACGCCCGACGUUGUCAGGUCAGUCAAAAAGCUGGAGCAUAUCUGACCGCAGUGUCUCGAUGUCGAUCGAGUCUGGUGUUCCGAGUAAGCAAGAGAUUGAACGUACCAGGGCUCUUCUCCUUUCGUCAGGGAUAAAAGCUCGCGAGAUUGUUCGCCGCGCCGGAGAUGUACGCAGACCGCCGCCCGAGUUUCUUCAACGCUCAUUCGGCCCGGACUCAUCAAUACCAUCCGUUCCUCGGCUAUACGAGCAUGAUGUGGCAAGUCGGAGGCUUCUCAAGCGAAUCGAAGCGUCCCACAAGUCCUUUGAGAAUUCGAUGGAACGAGUACCAAAAGCUGCAUUCUUGCCACUGAAGUCACAACUUUCCACCCUUGAGGACCUGGUCGACAAGUCACUCAACACUCGCGUUCGUGCUGCGGCGGAAGAAGCCGAGAACCUCAGUAUGCAACUGAACACUACCAGCACGCUCGCCGUCAAACAGUUGAGCGACACACUCGACCAUGGUCUCCGAAAGCGGCACCGUCGGCUGCGUUGGCUACGGCGUACGGGAUUCGUGAUGCUUGAGUGGGCAUUGAUCGGGCUGUUGUGGUGGGUGUGGUUAAUCGUCGUGGCCUUUAAGCUCCUCCGCAAGCUUCUCCAUGGGAUGGCCUCUGGCGUGCGGUGGAUACUGUGGCUAUGA
Molecule: messenger RNA, 3333 nt
Organism: Aspergillus mulundensis
Lineage: Eukaryota; Fungi; Ascomycota; Eurotiomycetes; Eurotiales; Aspergillaceae
Exons: 1
Coding region: 1-3333 (1110 amino acids)
Source: RefSeq, a predicted model, not a curated record